ACCCACACUUCCAAAAAUCAUUAUAGCACUCAAUUAUUAACCUUAAAAUUCAGAUUAUAUAAUUCCAGAUUCUUACCCUGAAACCAGAAGCUCUGAAAUCAUUCACGUAUAAUCCAGACUUGGUUAAAAACCAGAAAAACAUGCACAUAUGGGUCCCCCAUCUUUAAAACCGACUUAACCCCACUUCUUAGUUCCCCCCUCUUUAAUUUCUCAUUAUUCCAUCUCCCUCCAAAAUUCUUCACUCAUCCUAACCCAAAACCCUUGUUUCAAUUCUAUCUCUUUCUCACGUAUUUUCACAACUGCAAAUCUGCAAUUAAUACCAUAACAUUUCAAAACAAUGACAACCCACAUCAGAAGAUUACUCCCACUUGAAGAAGAUCACAACCCAACUUUCUUCUCCACCAAAAACGAUCCUCCCCCAUCAAAAAUUCAGGAGAGAGAAAAUCCCACUAAUUACACCCCAUUAAAGCUUAAUCCUCCGUUUGACUCUGCAAUGGCGUUAACUGUUUUAGUCCUUAUAACGGCUCUUUUUUUCAUGGGUUUUUUCUCAAUCUACAUUCGCCGCUUCGCUGACGAUUCCUCCGUCGACCCGACCCGCCGACGCCGGAGCUCCAACUCGGCUGCAGGUUCCUCUACGACGUCGUAUCUUACAUCAAGGUUAAGAGAUGGUUGUUCUUCUUCACCAAAAGGGGUGGACCCCACAGUAGUGGAAUCACUACCGGUGCACAUGUACUUCGGUGGGGAUGCGAAGCAGGGGAAUAUUAAAAAUAGUAAUAUUGAUGAAAUGGAGUGUGCCAUUUGUCUAAGUGAAUUUGAGGAGAGAGAAUUGGUGAAAGAGAUACCAUACUGCGGUCACGUGUUCCAUGUCGGGUGUAUAGACACGUGGUUUAUAAGUCACGUGACUUGUCCGCUUUGUCGGACGGCGAAUCUAUUGUUGAAGAUAGGUGGAGGAAAGGAAGAGGAGCAACACGUGGAGAUCGCGGAAGAAAGAGGGUUGAGUGUAAGUGAGGUGGAGAGUAGUGGUGGUAGAGAAGUGAGGUUGGUGGUGGAUGAGGGUGACACGUGGCGUGAUAACGAGAGAGAGGUGGGGUCUGUUGGUGAGAGGAGAAGUACUAGUUGUCUAUGGUUUGGUGAGAGAGUAAGAUUGCAUCGAUCGUUGAGUUUUUGAUACCUACCCAAAGUAGAACAAAUAAAGAUGAGAGUGUAUCUGUGUAUGUCUUUGAGUUUGAUUAUAUUGAGAUUAGUUUCUUUUUGAUUGGAAAGAAACAUGUACAUGACUAGAUAUAUCAAUCUAUUGUAUAGAGAAAUUUUUGACAUGAAUGGUAAUCACUUUUGUAUGGA
This is a messenger RNA of Beta vulgaris subsp. vulgaris (sugar beet), 1341 nucleotides long. RefSeq names its product RING-H2 finger protein ATL57. Bases 338 to 1168 code for a protein of 276 amino acids. The record is from RefSeq and is a predicted model, not a curated record. The transcript has a single exon. Lineage: Eukaryota; Viridiplantae; Streptophyta; Magnoliopsida; Caryophyllales; Amaranthaceae.